Phacochoerus africanus (Common warthog) is the source of this 1120-nucleotide messenger RNA. RefSeq lists its product as uncharacterized. The coding region runs from base 1 to 645 and encodes 214 amino acids. The record is from RefSeq and is a predicted model, not a curated record. NCBI's taxonomy places the organism in Eukaryota, Metazoa, Chordata, Mammalia, Artiodactyla, Suidae. The transcript is spliced from 3 exons.
AUGACCGUCUUCGAGAGGACCCUCUUACCUGCACAGCACCCUCCUCCUGGUCCACACCCCCACCCCACCCCAUCCAGUGCCCAUAGGGCGACAGACGAGAACCCACACCGGGAAGGAGGAUCACCUGAGAAGCUCUGGGGUUUUGGGGGGCACUUCUCCACCCUAACAGAAAUGGGGGGAGGGUUUGGAACGAUCAGUGGGAGUGCCAGUGUGGUGACAGUGCUGUUCUCACCUAACCCAUGGCAGAGAAGGGAACAACCACGUUGCACGCGGACACCCUCCUCGAGGGGAGCACAGGGCUGGGAGGCACCCAGCCUCCCCUCCUUCGUUCCCCUGGGCUCCGUGUCUGGGAGGAAGCAACACCAGCAGCUCGGACCUGGGCGGACCUUCAGGGAACAUGCAGCCAGUCCUGCUCUCAUUGGCCUUUCUUCUGUCCCCCGGGCUGGGACGGCUGCAGCCCUGCCCUGUGUCACCUGCCCUUCACAGCUCCUGGGCUGUAUCUCCUGCAACUCCAUGCUCCCCACACCCGCCUCUGCUCUCUGCAGCUCAAUCAACUUCACCCUGGGGGCCCACAACAUCAAGAAGCUGGAGAGAACACAGCAGGGUCAAGAUUAUUUUCCACGUAGGAGGUCUGUGUCAUUAUAGGACAUCGUAGACACAUUAUUCUAGCACCACUUAUUGAGAAAAAAAAGAGAAUCAUUUUUCCCCCACUCUCUGCCAUGAAACCUCCAUCAUAAAUCAAGUGAUCACUAUGUGCCUAUCAGUGUCCAAAUGUGUGUGGGAUCUUCUAUGUCUGGUCCACUAGUGUGUGUCUCUAUGCCCCCAUCAGCACCACACUAUCUUCAUUAUAAUUACUGACUUCAUUUGCUAAAGCAAGACCUCCCACUUUAUUCCCGUUCUUCAAGACUGUCUUGGCUAUGGUUGGCCACUGGUUUUUCCACGUCUAUUUAGAAUCUCAAGUUCUAUGAAACACCUCUUGGGUGCAAUGAAUCUAUAGAUCACUUUUUGGAGAAUUGACAUUUACAAAUUUUUUUCUCUUCCAAACACCAGCAUGAAAUAUCUCUUUAUGUUUAGGUCUUAAAUGUUUCUUAAUACCAUGUUGUAACUUUUGUUAUAAAAA